AUGUUCCAGAUUAUCCGUAGACUUAAUGUAAAUGGUAAACAACCUCUGUCUCCCCGUUGUUCGUCUCAGCCUACAUCUUUGAAAUGCACUGACCGAAAGGGUCUGGUAAGACCGCGCCUUACAGACAAGCAAGCAAGAGAGAACGAGAGUAGUCAAUAAUUUCAUAGUCUUAUUCCCAAAUCCGAUAUCAAAUAUAAAGCAUGAAAUGUGCUGAGACGCUCUGAACUGAGGGCCCCCAAAUCUUGCCAAUGUUACUGCCAAGGGCCGGAGGGGAUUGGGAGCUGUGUGCAAAAGACCAUCGCAGCAAUUAUUUAAUUAAUAAUUACUGAUUUGUACGAAAGCCGAGGAGGGUCUUCCGACUUCUGACUUCCGACUUCCAACUUCAGACUUCCGACUUCCGACUUCCGACUUCCGACUUCCGACUUCCGACUUCCUACUUCUGACUUCCGACUUCAGACUUAAGAUUUCAUACUUCAAACCUCAGGCAGACUUGACAAAGUGCAAAGACCGGAUUUCUGAUUUCUGA
Molecule: messenger RNA, 526 nt
Organism: Porites evermanni
Lineage: Eukaryota; Metazoa; Cnidaria; Anthozoa; Scleractinia; Poritidae
Source: the annotation of a GenBank genome assembly